Molecule: messenger RNA, 791 nt
Organism: Baudoinia panamericana UAMH 10762
Lineage: Eukaryota; Fungi; Ascomycota; Dothideomycetes; Mycosphaerellales; Teratosphaeriaceae
Exons: 2
Coding region: 328-582 (84 amino acids)
Source: RefSeq, a predicted model, not a curated record
UGACGGCGGCACGAGCUCAUUCGAUUUUGGACAGUUGGUCAUGAAAUAUUAUAGCGCAACGCGUCGAAAGCGCGACUUGAGGUUCUGAUCUCGAGGGACGCCCGAAACCGAGAGCGGGAAUUGAUGGACCAAGAUGCAUUCACAGCCACCAUAUAUUGAGAUGCCUAAUCCAGAGGCAGUGAAAACAGGCAUGUAUACAGGCAACUAUGCUCGAAUGUACGGUAUAUAAAUGGCCACCAUUCACCGCAAUGUCUCCGAAACCAUCGGAACCACUACUCCAACUCCGCCCAACAACUCAAGCCAAACAGCACCCAAGCAUAGCUAGCCAUGAUCGGCAAAGUAAUCAAAUACGGCGCACUUUUCGCAAUCGCCAACCAAGUAAUCAAAACCAUCCAUAGCAACGACACCAAUGCCGAGCAACAGCAGCAGCCGCAAUCACAUCAACCCGCCAUCAUCCAACACCAAGAUACCUGGCGCGACGCCUCUGGGUACGUCCAUCAGCCCUACUGUAAUGGUCAGUGUAGCGGUCACUGCAACGGACCAAGUCCAUCAGAGCGGUGCUUCGCCGAUGAUGAGGCAUGAGGACGUCCACGAGGCUUACCAAAAAGCCGUUAGCUUGUGAUGCGGAGGCGUACAUCGAAGCGAGAUGUUUGCGGAGACGUCUGUCAUCUGUUGAGCCGAAUUGUCAGUUGUUCAAGCGUGCCAUUAACACAAUUCCGACGUAGGAUAUGGCGAGUCGCUUAGGGAGUUCAACAUGUCAAUCCAGCUCGUACAACCAUAUCUGCCAUCUG